Molecule: messenger RNA, 1321 nt
Organism: Cyclopterus lumpus (lumpfish)
Lineage: Eukaryota; Metazoa; Chordata; Actinopteri; Perciformes; Cyclopteridae
Product: clumping factor A-like
Exons: 2
Coding region: 68-472 (134 amino acids)
Molecular function (GO): DNA binding
Source: RefSeq, a predicted model, not a curated record
AGAAGAAGUAGUAGUAGUAGAAGAAGAAGCAGCAACCACAGCUGCAUUUAACUUUUCAGUUGAAAACAUGAACAGAGAUCAACACAUGAAGGAAGGCUACGGCGACAGUAACAGCGAAGGAGACAGCGACAGUGACAGCGACAGUGACAGUAACAGCAACAGUAGCAGCAACAGUAGCAGCGAAGGAGACAGCGACAGUGACGAUGUCGCCAGCAUCAGAGAUUCGGACAACCAACUCAGCCAAGGAGCGAGCUGCAGCCAGCUAGUUGAAUGUGACACUGUGGGGAUGAAGAGGAGAAGGGAGUCUUCUAAAUGUGACCAAACUGUACUGACGAACAUUGAAAAACCACAGGACUGCGAUGAAUACUACUUCAUGAACCUUGUGAAACUGUUCAAAAAGUUGUCCCCGCAGAAGAAGUCUGUGGUCAGGAUGAAGAUCGAGAGACUCCUCUUCGAAGCCGAGUUUGAGUAGAAAGCGUUUCCAUCCACGCAAAUUAUUUUUGUGUUUCCUGUUUAUUAAGUUUUAUUGAAAGAUUUGUAAGAAAUACACUGAGUCUUCAUUGGAGGUGCAAACUGGAUCGUUUACAAGCUCUGGAGCGUUGUUACUAUUCACUGUUAAAAUGCUCCAUUUGCCUUCUGGGCUCAACAUCGGCAACAAGCUAAAUUACAUAAUUUCUUGACUUUGUUGGUUUAAAAGUAUGUCGUUGAUCAAAACUAAUGUUGUGCUGGUGGCUCACACAUUAGCGUUCAGAAAGCUGGUAGCACUCAAAUCUGCUAUUUGUCUGCAAUAGUUUUUUGUGAAAAAUGACGCCACAAUUUGACAAUCACCUGUAAGCGGUGCUCGCAAAUCACCUUUUAUGAAAUAGGGUCUCUGGUUUGUUUAAGUCGUAUACAUGUUGGAAGUUUCUGACACAGGAUGAGCAGGUUUGACCAUUUUGGAUCUUAAGAAUAUUCUUUAGCCCUGCAUGCUGCUAACGGACGCUUUUCUUUUACUCCGUAAAUCUUUUUUUAUUUUUAUGUGGCAUUAAUCAGUAUGAGAACAGCCACAAUGUUUGAGUACUUCGAAACAAAAAGUAAAAUGCUUUGUAUUAAAACAAUUGGUUCACACACUGCAUUUAAACGUAUACUUUUGACACUGUAAGAGAUGUACCGUAUGGUUAUUAACGAAUAAGCAAAGAUUUAUGCAGGUACAGAUGCAUUGUGGGACAUUACUAAUACUCUGGGCCAGUGUUUCUCAAAUGCACAAAACAAAUCAAGCUGCUGUUUAAGUCUGAAAUCUGUUAAGAAUUGUUUUUGUGCGAAUAAAGAUCCUGCAAUAUGU